Molecule: messenger RNA, 2160 nt
Organism: Leguminivora glycinivorella
Lineage: Eukaryota; Metazoa; Arthropoda; Insecta; Lepidoptera; Tortricidae
Exons: 6
Coding region: 614-1690 (358 amino acids)
Source: RefSeq, a predicted model, not a curated record
AGAUUAUGCACCCUACUUUCGUUAGAAGACAACAAUUAAGUAAUAGCAAAUAGCAAAAUCCAGAAGUACCGGCCGUAAAUGGUAGACCUCUCUAGUCACUAACAUUUGUAGUUGUCUCUCAUUCUAUUUCGAGUUAUAUUAUACCAACCCGCUUAUGUAUAAACGGUUUAACUUAACAGAGUUGUGUUGUCUAUGGUUAUUCUUGACAUUGACGUUACUGACAAUACUGACGUUCCUUUUCCGUUCCUUAUGAAAAAAAAAACAACACCAUCAGCAGUAGCAUAAAAUAAUUUGUUUAUAUUCAAAUUGUUCGAUUUCUUUAUUAAUGUUAAUUUUAAUUGGCCGCCCCAAAUGGGAUUACUUCAGUAGUGUUACAUCAUUUGUUCUAAAAUGGGUUCAAUGAUAAUUUGAUUGAAAUAUGGGUAAAGCGCCGAUGAUGUUUGGGACUGCCAUUUAUCUGUAAUUUUAUAUUGCCUACCUUUCUUUUUAAAACGCUUUCUGGUGAAUUGUCAUCAAAAUUCUUAAUUAAGGUAUUCGCGGCUUUGUUUAAAGUCGCCAAAUCUGUCUGGCGUCAAAUUAAAUUUAUAGAUAAAAUCGCUGCCGACUCUCCACAAUGGGGUCUAAAUGGACCGAUGAGUCUGAAGUUCUGCGUGACUUGUCGUUUGCCCAGGGGCGCUGGGUGCCCGGCGGGAUCGAUUCCGCCGUCGCUGGUGCGAAUCCACCAGCCCAUAAUAUUACAGAAGAGACAGAAGAGGAGUACUACCAGCGCUGGACCUCUAUGGACCCCGGAGGCGGAGAUUUCAGCUCCGGCCCGGACCUGUACCAAAUAAAGACUAUGCUGGAACUGAUGCAAGAUGAAGGCCCACCCAUCGAAGAGGAUUUCUCCGGUCCCAUCGAGAUCAGAAAACUCAACAUGCCAGCCACCCACAUCCCAAAAACCAAAAAUACCAAAGAAAACAAGCCUCCGAACAAGCCACGGCGAGCUCGCAACGUCGCCAUCGCCUCCAUAAUGGCACUAGCACUGACCCAGGAGCCUCUGAAACUGGUCAAGCCGGAGGACUUCAUCAAGCCGAGUAAAGAGGAGGAGGAGAUUAGAGAGAGAAGGAAGGAUUCGGUGAAUAAGGUUACCAAUUGGUUGCAGUCGCAGGAUAUCACUUGUAUGUUUAAGAGGAAGUCUUCGGUGAACUCAUUCAAGGAGGACCAAAGAAGCUCAAAAGACAAGUCACCAGUGAAUUCUAGCGACAGUGUAAAGUCUCCAGUGGAAGCGAGCACCAAGUCUCCCAACGGGCAGUACACGCCGACGCUGUGGGCCGAGGAGUACUACCGGAAGGCCGUGGACCGCAGCCACGUGAGGGCGCUGGUGCGCGAGGAUGUGUGGGGGCGCGCUGAGAGGGUCAUGAAGGAGAUAGAUGCUCGGAAAGAGGAGCUCAGGAAGCAACAAGCGGAGGCGGAGUUGGCGGCCGAGAUCGCGCGGCAGUGCGAGGCGCUUGAAGCCACGAGGCUGGCAACCCCUAAUGCAGAUCGAAAUGAAAACACGAGCACACCUGUCGAGGAAGAUGAUGACGGAGCUGAAGGCAUCGCCAAAGUGCUGCUAUCUGCAAGUCGGCACGAGCUGUACCCCGGAGCACCCUGUGUAGUGUGCCAGGUGCUCUCCGCACCCCCCGACCAAGACAGCUCUUCUUCCAUGUGAUCCACGCACACACUAGUCAUGCUGCCAGUGUACACUCAGAUGAAAGGAAAACUGACCGCCUUGUAGUCUGUAUCUUUAGCUAUUUUAUUUUUAAACCACGUCGAUGGCAUACAGGUAUACGGUUCGCCUGAUGGAAAGCGGUCAACAUAACCUAUAGGCGCCUGCAACUCAGGGGGUGUCACGUGCGGGUUGCCGACCCAUUAGAAACUUUUUUUCAGUCGAAGGAAAUAGUAAAUCCGAUGUACUUAGGGUAUGUUUAGGAAACUCAACGAUAGAGGGCGUGAAAAAAAAUUAUAUGCCGUAGUGCAAGUUGUUCGCUAGAUGUCAAUAAUUAAUUGUGUGGGUAAUUUGCUACCUCUGCAAACUGGGUAAUGACUUGUUGUCGUAAAAUGUAUAAGUAUUUUUGAUGUCCAAAUUUUUCGCUAGAUGUCGCUGUACCACCUGCAAACUAGCGAACGAUAUUCUAUGGU